Racocetra persica is the source of this 741-nucleotide messenger RNA. Lineage: Eukaryota; Fungi; Glomeromycota; Glomeromycetes; Diversisporales; Gigasporaceae. The record is from the annotation of a GenBank genome assembly.
AUGUCUCGGGAAGGAUUUUGGCCGAUAACUAGUUCCGUAGAUUGGUGUGAAAGUAAUUAUGUGCAUUCCCAUUAUAUUGCAGAAUUCUGGAAUUCUGUAUCAAGCAUUGCUAUGAUAAUACUUGGUGAAGCAGGAGCGAGAAUAAAUCCUUGUAAUAGCUUUCGAUUUAAACUCGCAUUUCGAUUGAUUUCUGUUGUUGGAACUGGGAGUUUUUUAUUUCAUGGAACUCUUACAAGUCAAAUGCAAGCAUUAGAUGAGGUCCCAAUGGUCUGGACAGCUAUAACAUUAUUACAUCCUUUAAUAGAGACUAAUUUUGGUCGUCAGGGAAUAUGGCUUCCCAUCACUCAAGUAAUUUGUGCAAUUUUUUGUACACUCGCGGUGACAAUGGCAAAAGGCACAUUACAAUUUAUUUGCUUUCAUAUUUCAUUUGGGUUAUUAGAAAUUGCUUUAUUGGUUUUAAUGAGUCGUGUAUAUAUUAAGAAAAGAGCAUCUCAUCCUGCGGUAAAACACCUUUUUGAACAAGGAAUAAUGAUUUACGCGUUGGGAGUUAUAGUUUGGUUGGUAGAUAUGCAUUUUUGUGAUUUCGUGAAUGGAUCUUUCUUGCCUUUUAAUCCUCAAUUGCACGCGUUUUGGCAUAUUUUUGCAAGCACUGGGUUAUAUUUUUUGGUUACAUUGAUCUUGUAUAAUUGGUAUUAUGAGAAUGGAACUAAAUGUAGAAUUGAAUAUAGAUUUGGUGGAAUU